Penicillium macrosclerotiorum is the source of this 438-nucleotide messenger RNA. Its product is annotated as DUF2423 domain-containing protein. The coding region runs from base 1 to 438 and encodes 145 amino acids. The record is from RefSeq and is a predicted model, not a curated record. Gene Ontology annotation, cellular component: preribosome, large subunit precursor. The transcript has 2 exons. NCBI's taxonomy places the organism in Eukaryota, Fungi, Ascomycota, Eurotiomycetes, Eurotiales, Aspergillaceae.
AUGGCGAAAAGUGUUCGGGCCAGUGUCUCCAAGCGCAACCGCGCGAACCUGCGCAAGAAGGUGUUUGGCCCCGUGGUCGAUGCUCGCACAGAACGACUCGCCGCCAAACUGCAGGAGAUUGCAUCUCAGCCUCGGGUCAAGGCCUCCGAGAAGACAGAGAUGGAUUUGGAAACAGAUGAGACCGGUAUGACCUGUGUUUUCGUCCUGUUUGACGGUUUUCUUUUCCCUUUGCCUUCUUCUAACCCCAUUUAUGAUCUAGCCGACAAGAAGGAUGGCGCUCAGGCUACCGCCAACGAAGAAAUGGACAUCGACAACAAAUCAUCCAAGAGCCGAUCGCAGAAAUCCGGCCGAGUGCAGAAGCGCAACCGACGAACUCGCCCCUCCAUCGUGUUCCAAUCACAUUCGUCUAAGGCUAAGAAAGGCUCGAAAAAGAAGUAG